Periophthalmus magnuspinnatus is the source of this 1748-nucleotide messenger RNA. Its product is annotated as regulator of G-protein signaling 8-like. The record is from RefSeq and is a predicted model, not a curated record. The coding region runs from base 11 to 652 and encodes 213 amino acids. The transcript has 5 exons. NCBI's taxonomy places the organism in Eukaryota, Metazoa, Chordata, Actinopteri, Gobiiformes, Gobiidae.
UUUGAAAACCAUGAGAGAGGUGGUAGUUAGUCUGGAGUCUAACAAAAUGGCAUUUACUGAAAACAUUGCAGAGUUUAACACUGAGAAGAAAGGAAUUAGGAGGAGAAGUUGGAAAAACCGGAUCACGUUACUAUUGAAGAAAAACACACAUUUGAUUAGGAACAAACCCUGCAGGCCAAGCACUGACGACGUGUUGCACUGGGCCCAGUCACUUGACCACCUCCUCUCUCAUAAAUAUGGUAAAGCAGCGUUCUUCAUCUUCCUGAAAUCUGAGUUCUGCGAGGAGAACAUCGAGUUUUGGUCUAAGUGUGAGGAGUAUCGGACCCUAAAGUCUAAGGAAGACCUGGAGGCACGAGCCAACAUCAUCUACGAGGAGUAUGUGUGCUGUGAGGCACCCAAAGAGAUAAAUCUGGAUUACCAGACCAGAAAUGCCAUCACGGUCGGCCUGGAUAACCCCAGUACCACACUCUUCCUCCAGGCUCAGAGUAAAGUCUAUAGCCUCAUGGAGAACAACUCCUACCCACGCUUUCUACAGUCGGACUUUUACAGAGACCUGUGCGCCAAAGCCACAGGGGAGAACAAGCACAUCCAGACUGACUCCAAGUCCAAGACCUGGCCCAAGAAAAAGUCUGUGAAAGAGUCCAAGAACUAGUCCAAGACCUAGUCCAAAACCUAGUCCAAGGCCUGGUCAAAGAACUAGUUCAAGAUCUAGUCCAAGACAAGGCCAAAAACUGCAAAAAAAUAGUCCAAGAUAUACUCCAAAAUCUAGUCAAAGAACUGGUCCACAAUCUGUUCCAAGACUUUGUCCAAGAUCUAGUCCAAGUUCCUAGCACCGAGGACAUUUGUUUACCAUUGGAGCAGACUUGAUGACCAGUGGACUAUGCACUUCAAUAGUAAACUUGAAGCCAUGUUGCACAGAUCUUGCCUAAAUGUUGAGUGAAGUUUCAAUGCAGACGAGAGCCUUGUUAGGAUUAGGUUUGGAACAUGUCCACUGAAUUUGACCCACCCUACACCCAGUGUGACCUGUCAGGGCUAAAACAAGCACCUAGUGUAUAUCUAUCUCUCUUGUACACUGCAAAAAUGGCAUAUCUAGUCUUGGUAACUAAUGAGUUGAGUUUAGAAUAUUAAACUACAAUUGAGUAGUUUUGACUAGUGUCAACGUAGAAUGUUUUAUUGAUUUGAAAACAUUUCUAAAAACAGAUUUGUAAAUUGUCUUACCCAAGUCUUACCCCAUUGGCAAAUAAUUUAAUAUAGACAAUCCUCACAAACUUGAACUAGUCAAAACUACUUGAAUCAGGAUAAAUAUUGUCAGCAUAGAUAAACAAAACUGCAAACCAUCUAGUCACUAUAAUUAUGAAUCCAGAUCAAAUUUAUAAAUUCUUACCUCAGAAUUCACAAUUAUCAAAUACCCUUUUCGUUGCAUAAGACUUCUGUACCAUAUUUUUAAAUUAAAUAUUUAUUAUUACAUUUUCUGUUGCAAUAUUUUGUACAUAGUCUUUAGCUAUUUAAAGAGACACUGUCCUUUUUGUGUUCUGUGAGCCCACCACCGACAGUGUGUGAAUGUAUUUCACUUCACGUUUUUAUGACUGUAUAAUGGUUAAGUUAAAAGCUUGGUCGUUUUGUAUGGACAUAUUUGUACUGUAAAUAUGCACACAAACAGACACUGUUUACUGAAAGCACUGUAUGUGUAUGUUAGUGACUGAGGCAGCUGGACUGCAUGCUAAUAAAAUGAACUGAAGUGAACCAGU